Pocillopora damicornis (cauliflower coral) is the source of this 3037-nucleotide messenger RNA. RefSeq names its product conserved oligomeric Golgi complex subunit 1. Gene Ontology annotation, cellular component: COG complex; Golgi apparatus. Gene Ontology annotation, biological process: intra-Golgi vesicle-mediated transport. NCBI's taxonomy places the organism in Eukaryota, Metazoa, Cnidaria, Anthozoa, Scleractinia, Pocilloporidae. The record is from RefSeq and is a predicted model, not a curated record.
AUCAUGAACUUUGUUCAGGAUAUUCAAAAGCAAUGCAAGGACCUUCAUGUGUCUCACAAAUGCUAUGGGGUGGGCGGUUCCCAGGCCUCUAGUACCACUGACAGAAUUCCUUCACAAUCUAAAAGUGGUUUCUAUGGAAUUGCUUCUCAAAUGAAGCUUUUGGUGGACACUCCAGAGAAGGUUUGGAGUGCAUUGGAAAGAAAACAGUACCUAAAAGCAGCUCAGUUGUAUCUUUUCUCUCGUCACAUUGUCAGCCUGCUACACAUUGAUACUGGAGACACAUCUGCACCUAAAUUACUGUCUUCAUUCCCAAUCUUGCCAAAACAAUGGGCAGCAAUCAGUCACUUCAAGGACUCCAUACUUCAGGGAAGCCAUGGUCUGUUAAAGGAUGCUGCUCAAACUGAAGAGAUGCUUGCAGAGUCAUUGUGUGCAAUCCUUCUGUUGGAGGAGAGCUCACCUCGCCAAGUCCUGAGUGAGUUUAUCUUGGCAAGGAAAGCAACAUUACAGGAAAUCUUUCAUCCAUAUCAACAUGCCACCAGUAUCAAGUCCCAAGUUUGUGAAGUUGUUCAGGUGAUUCAAAGAAGUCUUUACCAAAUACACACCCUGUUCUGCUGUGAUGAUACAGACCACAUGUGAGAGUGUUUCCAUCCUUAAUAUCCAAAAAGAAUAUUCAACAAAACUGUGCCGAGUGGAUUUCAAUGUGUAUCAAGGAUGUAACAGCUGCAGUGAGUAAUCUGCUGAAAUACGUGGGCAGUCUCAAAGGCUUGGCCUCUAUACGAGAUGCAGUGUGGGACCUGCUCAAUCAGACCAGUGCUGCCUCAGGAGACUGCACCCUUGACUGGUCAGCUGUUUGUAACAGCAUAUUAGGACGUGAUUUAUCCAUAUGGAAUGAGUUUCUUCAAAGUCCUUUCCUCUCUAGAGCUCAGGAUAUUUUGCGAAGUCUAUUCGAUGCCACGAUGUCAUCAUGUAAGAACAUGAUUACUAACACACUAGAUGAGAUCUCUGAUCACAACACUAACACCGACCUCAAUGUACUCUGGGAAAGAGACAUAGCGAUGUAUGUUUGGCAGGAGUGUUCAAAUGAUGUCCCUAGAACAGUUUGGCGGGGAUCACAGGCAAACAAUGCAGCAAAUAACGAGCAAGAAAGCGGUCUUGCGCUGAAAGCACGAGUUUGCACUCCUGCUGUACAGAGAUUAUGUAAAGCAGUUGACGAGAAGUUAGCUGCAAUUCUUGAAGACGCUCAACACUUCAUGUUUGAUGUGCAAAAAGUCUCAGGUCCAGACCUGACCAAGAGAACGCCAGUUAGGAAAGCGUUCGAGUUGUCUUUGCUUAACAAAAACAAGACAACAUCUGAGGAAACAGAACCAUUCGAUCGCUUUGGCACCGCAGGUGAAAUCCAAUCUUUCCUGCGAGAAACUUGCUUUUCUGCCUUUAGCCAGUUGUUGCAAUAUAUUGACGACAUCGUAACCAAUCUUACAAGCAAAUUGAAAUUAGAACCAGAGGAAGUAUUUACGACGAGAUCCCAAUCAUUGUUCGACACAGUGUGUAUUGACAGAGUUCUAUUCCUUGGUCGACUGUGUCACUCUUUUACUGAACAGUGCAGUAAUAUCAAGCUGGUCAUGGAGGGACAAGCAACAGAGACAAAAGGUCGAGCAACGCCAAGGAAGUCUUCCAGCUCAUCAAAGAAAAAGGAAGAACCAGGCCAAGGCGGUAAGAUGAUUGAAUUGGCCAGUUUUCUUAGACGGAGAUAUCUCACAACAUACAGAUUGUGGAAAGAUUGGAUAUCAGUACUCUUUUUGUCUUCUUUGGAAGCGACGUUGAUUCAAGGCGACAAAAGCUCAUUUUUGUUGACCAUAACUAACUGGGAAUCAAUCAAAAUUGAAGAGGAAACGGAAGAAGGGAGGAAGAUAGAGUCCAUUAUAAAAGUUCCUUACCAGGUGUCUUCUUAUGUUAUGUCUUUGCUGUUCAGUCUAUGCCAAGAGCUCAACAGAACUGGUGCGCACACCGUACAAAGGACAUUGCUCAAAGAGCUGGUGACUAGCCUGGCGAUUGGGGUUCUGUCAACACACGAGAAAUUAGUCAAGGAACACAAAUCGAGUUUAACUCAAAACCGCGCCCUACAGAUACUGUUUGACCUCAGAUUCAUAACAACAAUCCUCAUGGGACGAGCCGAGGAUGAUGAUUCGGAGUUUUCAAAGCGGCUGGAACAUGUCAUAGACACUUUAGAAAGCUGCAUCGAUCCGUUUGAUCUAGAUGUGUUUUCUCCUCACAUGACAACAAAUGUCAACCGACAGCUUCAAAAAUGCGGGGUUUUAUUUGGCGUCUUAUCAAGUCUUGACAAGCACUUUUCUCAUUCCUUUGGAGUUACGCAACGUCCUUCCCCAGGCUCCCAAGACCAACACAACGUUAUGCCGUUGGCUCCCAAUCCACCUCGAUUUAACUUGUUGCCCCUCAGUUCCUAUUCAAGCGUGGGACCUGCGUACCAAACUGGAGAUCACAACGACAGCCACCAAAAGGAGUCGUUGAACCAACAUGAAGAUUCACAGCAGGUGGUGACUCGCACAGCGUUAUUUAAACACUAUCAGUUUUUUAACUCAGGCGUGGGUUAUGUGAAGGGCUGAAGACAAGACGUUGCCAUGUUUGGUAAUACUUUUAGACAUUCGACUGUUGAAGUAACAGAUGUGGAUUCUCGCUUAUGUGAUGAACACUUUUCCGAAAAAUUCAAGAUAUAAGGAACUGGCUCUUAACAACUACACAUGAUUUAAAAAAGUGUUUAUAAUAUUCGGGGAUGUAGCUUUUGUGGUGAAAAAAAAAUUCUGGGUAAAGGCCCCAGAAAGAGGUUGGUCUAAGGGUUGAAGAUAUCCAGGAUAAAAAUCGCAGAUUACAGCAGAGAUGAACUGAUCCAACUCCGUGUCCGUUGUAACUGUAAAGGUCUUGAAAGAAGUUAGGGACAUCUGCGGUUCGCGAAGACGGAACUCAAAUUUAGUUGUGUCUUUUUCCGUACAGAAUAUUAUAUUUAUGUUCGGUCUAACCUCAA